Molecule: messenger RNA, 1143 nt
Organism: Puccinia triticina
Lineage: Eukaryota; Fungi; Basidiomycota; Pucciniomycetes; Pucciniales; Pucciniaceae
Exons: 2
Coding region: 1-1143 (380 amino acids)
Biological process (GO): ribosomal large subunit assembly; rRNA processing
Cellular component (GO): preribosome, large subunit precursor
Molecular function (GO): ATP binding; ATP hydrolysis activity
Source: RefSeq, a predicted model, not a curated record
AUGGCUUCCGCAUUCGAUCAGUCCGCAAUCUCAAAGAUGGUUGAUUUCAAUUACCGACUGGUCGAAGAGACCAACAAGCCCAGUUUCUUCGCUUCCAUCGGCUCGCCUUGGGAACUCAACUUGUGUGACCUGGCAAGAUGGUUGCAGAUCACAUCCAUGAACGGCAGGUACGACCUCCAACUGAUUUCCCCAGUAGAAUACAUUGAUAUGAUCUACACGGGGAGGUUCCGAACUCAAGAUGAUCAAGCCACUUCUGCAAAGAUCUCCCAGUUGAAAUGGCUCCCUAUUCUCACUGGCACAGAAAAGUCGGGAAAAUCAUCCCUUGUCAAGUUUUUGGCUGCUCGAAAAGGUGUUCAGUUGCGAGUCAUCAGCUUACAUUCCGGCACUGAUACCUCUGACCUGAUUGGAGGGUUUGAGCAAACUAACAUGGAACGCAAGCUGAUUGCAAUCAUUGAGCAUACUUGUCAAAUUAUCCAACAGAAUCUGGAGCAUUCGUCCCUAUGCCCCGACGCCACCGCCACUAACCUUGAAAUGUCCUUCAGAGAUCUCAAGUACCUCGAGAAUUUAAUCUUUUCAUUCGAUACCAAGAUACUAGUGUCGUGCGUGCUUGACAUUUUAAAGCGUCUGAGAAGUCAUCCCCCCGAUCCUGCCUUCAAACCGUUGGAGCGAUCUCUAGUGGGAGUUCAGACUGCCAAGCCAGGUUUUCGCUUUGAAUGGAUCAAUGGCCCCCUCGUGACUUCUAUGAAGAAGGGCCAGUGGCUUUUGGUUGAGAAUUCGAACCUGUGCAGUGCAUCUGUUCUCGACCGUUUGAAUCCUUCAUUCGAAGGUGCCGGCAUACUCCAACUCGCAGAAAAAGGGAUGACCCAAGGCGGCAUUGAUACCGUUAUUCCUCAUAGUGACUUCCGCGUCAUCUUUGCGUUCAACCCCCGGUAUGGGGAGCUUUCUCGGGCGAUGAGAAAUCGGGGUGUGGAAAUCGCUUUCUUGCCGGAUCCUCAGCUGAGCUUCAUUAGACUCCCAUUGCCUCUAAGUAAGUGCUCUGUUCAUUCCAAGCCGAUAGCUCAUACGCUAAAUCCAUCGUCCAAUUUUCUUUUAUUCAAGAAAUCACUCCUCUCACCUCAAGCUACAGCAUUCAGCACCCAGUAA